AUGAGAGUCGUUCUCAUUUUCGCGAGCCUUUGCGGCGUCCUUUUAGCCGAAGAAAGGAAGUACACGACCAAAUAUGACGACGUCGACGUGGAUUCGGUAAUUAAUAGUGACCGACUUUUGAACGGCUACGUUAAGUGUUUAUUGAAAGAGGGACCGUGCACGCCGGAUGCGGCAGAACUCAGAAAAAAUCUCCCCGAUGCAUUGGCCACGGACUGCACGGCUUGUAGCGAAGCGCAGAAGAACGCAGCGAACAAAAUCUCUCAACAUCUGAUCGACGCUAAACCGGAACAAUGGAAACGCCUUGAAGAAGUGUACGAUCCAAGUGGGAUUUACAGAAUCCAGUACUUGGCCAAUAAAUCAAAAACGGAGUCAACGGAUUAA
Messenger RNA from Orussus abietinus, 381 nucleotides. Its product is annotated as ejaculatory bulb-specific protein 3-like. The coding region runs from base 1 to 381 and encodes 126 amino acids. The transcript is spliced from 2 exons. Lineage: Eukaryota; Metazoa; Arthropoda; Insecta; Hymenoptera; Orussidae. The record is from RefSeq and is a predicted model, not a curated record.